UCAGAUGUAGUUUCAAUAUGAAAUGAAUCUUUAACAGAUAACGCGUCUGGAACAGACCAACCUCCAAUAAAAUUGGAGAGAGACAUAAACCUAACACACACAUACACAAACCAAACAACUAUCGAAGUCUUUCAAUCUUAUCAUUCAAGUCAACGGAAACCAUGGAUUCAGAGAUCGUGUACGACUUCUCUCCAGUGUUCAUAAUCUACAAGAGUGGCCGCAUCGAGCGCCUCACCGGUGAAACCAUCGUCCAAUCUUCUUUAACUCCCCACAACGGCGUCGUUUCUAAGGACGUCGUUUAUUCUCCCGGCGAUAAUCUCUCCGUCCGUAUUUUCCUCCCGGAGAAAGCCGCGAAGACCGGUGAGAAACUCCCUCUCCUCGUUUACUUCCACGGAGGAGCAUUCAUCAUCGAAACCCCUUUCUCACCGACUUACCACACUUUCCUCACGACGGCUGUAUCUGCUUCCGACUGCAUAGCAGUGUCGGUGGAUUACCGGCGUCCACCGGAGCAUCCCAUUCCGAUCCCUUACGAUGAUUCAUGGACGUCUCUCAAAUGGGUAUUCACCCACAUCGCCGGUUGUGGACCGGAGAAUUGGCUGAACAAACACGCCGACUUCAGCAAAGUGUUCCUCGCCGGAGACAGCGC
Brassica oleracea var. oleracea is the source of this 646-nucleotide messenger RNA. Its product is annotated as probable carboxylesterase 13. Gene Ontology annotation, molecular function: hydrolase activity. The record is from RefSeq and is a predicted model, not a curated record. NCBI's taxonomy places the organism in Eukaryota, Viridiplantae, Streptophyta, Magnoliopsida, Brassicales, Brassicaceae.